GACAUCAGAAAAAACGCUGUCCAAGAGAAAUCAGCCAUGAAACUUCAGAAAUGAAGGAAGGAAAGAGGCCCCAGAAGACGCCCAGCACACCAAGGACCACGCAUGGUAAAGAGGCAGCCUUACCUGGGCGUGGAAUCCAAAAGAAGCUCCAGGUGGUGAGUCAGGGGACUCAAAGGAAUGUGGUGAAAAGGGCCCGGAAUAUAAAGGCUGCAUGUGCCAAGACAUCCAUGCCAAAAGGGAAGCCCAACAACGACACUGUGGAUUUUCUCAGUCCUAUACUUCCUGUGACCUGUGGUGAGGCAAAGGGGAUUUUAUAUAAGGAGAAAAUGAAACAAGGAUUCUCAGAGAAGUGCAUUCAGAAUGAGGAGGGAGUUUGGCUCACAAUAAAUGAGUUUACCGUUGAAGGGAAGAGGGCAAGCUCAAAAUGCUGGAAGCGGAGUGUACGCUGUGGAGGACAGACCUUAAGACAACUGAUAGAGGAGGGACUUUUGCUCUGUCCUCCAAAAAUAAAUCUCAAGACAAAGGUAACUAGCAGGUGAACUCCUACCAUGCCCAAGGGCUUCCUGGCAGACUUUCUGGUUCUGAAGGCCUCCAGCCUCUGAGCGUCCAGCUCCAAGGUUCUUCCCUGUGGACAGAGCAACUUCUUCACAGCUGCAUUCGCACAUGGCUAGGUGCACACACCGCCAUUGUUUUCACAGGUCAUUCAAGA
Messenger RNA from Castor canadensis (American beaver), 709 nucleotides. Lineage: Eukaryota; Metazoa; Chordata; Mammalia; Rodentia; Castoridae. The record is from RefSeq and is a predicted model, not a curated record.